AUGUUUCCUCUCAAUACUUCUCAUCCCUCUCCUGUCACCUUCUUGCUGAUGGGCAUCCCAGGACUGGAGCACCUGCAUGUCUGGAUCGGGAUUCCCUUCUGCUCCAUGUACAUAGUGGCUGUGGUGGGGAAUGUGACCAUCCUGGCAGUGGUGAGGGCAGAGCGAAGCCUUCAUGAGCCCAUGUUCCUCUUCCUGUGCAUGCUGUCGGUCACUGACCUGGUCCUCUCCACAUCUACGCUCCCCCGCAUGCUCUGUCUCUUCUGGCUUGGAGCCCAUGACAUUGCCUUUGAUGCCUGUUUGGCCCAAAUGUUUUUCAUCCACAGCUUUACUGCCAUGGAAUCAGGCUUCUUUUUGGCCAUGGCCAUUGACCGUUAUGUGGCCAUUUGUCAUCCACUGCGCCAUAGCACCAUCCUCACCCACGUUCACAUCACUAUAAUGGGCAUCAUUGUGGUGAUUCGGGGUGUAGCCUUCUUUUCUCCACAUCCCAUCCUGCUCAAACAGCUGCCUUAUUGCAGGACUCGAAGAAUUGCCCACACCUACUGUGAGUUCAUGGCUGUGGUGAAGCUGGCGUGUAUGGACACAGGAGCCACCAAACGUUAUAGCCUCAGUAUGGCUACAAUCAUCGGCUCGUGUGAUGCGAUUCUCAUUGCUGUGUCCUAUGCCUUUACUCUGCGCUCUGUAUUCAGCCUGCCAUCGCGAGACACUAGCCUUAAGGCUUUGGGCACGUGUGGAUCCCAUGUCUGUGUUAUUCUUGUCUUCUACUCCACAGCAGGUUUUUCCAUUUUUACUCACCGUUUUGGGAAACAUGUGCCUGCACAUGUCCAUAUUUUUAUUGCAAAUAUGUACCUUUUGGUGCCCCCAUUUCUCAACCCCAUUGUGUAUGGAGUAAGGACCAAGAAAAUACGUGAACAUGUUCUUAGGAUACUAAUGGUCAAAGUUGCCUAA
Molecule: messenger RNA, 945 nt
Organism: Pipistrellus kuhlii (Kuhl's pipistrelle)
Lineage: Eukaryota; Metazoa; Chordata; Mammalia; Chiroptera; Vespertilionidae
Product: olfactory receptor 52D1-like
Biological process (GO): G protein-coupled receptor signaling pathway
Cellular component (GO): membrane
Molecular function (GO): olfactory receptor activity; G protein-coupled receptor activity
Source: RefSeq, a predicted model, not a curated record